Aspergillus mulundensis is the source of this 1515-nucleotide messenger RNA. Its product is annotated as F-box protein. The record is from RefSeq and is a predicted model, not a curated record. NCBI's taxonomy places the organism in Eukaryota, Fungi, Ascomycota, Eurotiomycetes, Eurotiales, Aspergillaceae. The transcript has a single exon. The coding region runs from base 1 to 1515 and encodes 504 amino acids. Gene Ontology annotation, molecular function: protein binding.
AUGCAGGAGUCUUUGACUGGUGCUGCGAUGGCAGGAUACACCUUACCAACCGAACUCCUACAGGAGAUUCUCCUGUCCUUGGACAUCGAGUCGUUCCAUUCAGCGUCGUUAACAUGUAAAUCGUGGCGAGCCGCAGCAUUAUCAACACAUCUCCUCCGCCGCCAACUAAAAGCCGUACCGACACUAAGCAACAACAAUAUUGAAACCGCUACCCUCCCAGCCCUACAAUCUCUAUUCCGCCGAAUCUGCACAACGCAUCUCAUCGGACUCCAACACACCAUCACCUUCACAUCCACAGCCCUCACCCCAGACCCAGACCCAGACCCAACAUUUCCCCGGAACAACAUCCCCCUGCGCACGCAGGACGGGUACUACCCCGCCCACCUGCGCGGGCUGACACUUACAUUCAACACACCUACAUCCGGACGCCACGAGAUCCAACUCGUCUCAGCGAUCUUCCCCAACGCAGACGCCGUGCGCCAGAUACUGGGGUAUAACCACAGCGUCGCAUCCACAUUCAGUCGGCCGUUCGCGCGCAUGCAGGCUGCGCUUUCGGCGUGCGGGGGGGUUCUUGCUGUUGCGUUGGGGCGGAACGUGCAGAUUUAUUUUCUGCGUGAUGGGGCCGAGAUGGGGAGUGUGGCUGGUGUUAUUGGUGAGAGUGGGCUUGAGGCGGUUCGGGGGGUUGAGUUUGAGGGUGUAGGUGGGCUUUUACGGGUUGAGAUUGAUGGGCCUGGGGGGGCGUUUGUGCGGUAUGUCGGGUUUGGCGGGUGUGAUUGUCAGGGGGAAUCUAUGUCUACGUCUACCUCUGGUCGUGACUCGAGGUCCAUUGAGCAGGCUCAGCUUGCGUAUUGGGAGAAGGCGCUGCAGAAUGUAUACCUGGAUUCUCGGACCAUUGAGCGCAGUUUAGGCGAUGGGACCUCACUGCGCGGGAUGCGCGUUGUCAACACAGCACCUGCACAUCAAUUACCUGAGGACAAGGGCAAAAUAUGCCCGUGCCAAACGGAAAGAACGUUCUUCGCCCUCUUCCGCCGCGCACGAUGCAGCUUCUACGCCGUGGGCCGCGUAUCCCAUGACGGGAGAAUCGAGAUAACGCAGCGCCUCCCAGCGCGGCGGCCGUCACUCGGCCUCAAGAGUCCGCAAGAGACAAAACCAGCGGAGCCAGAAGCUGGAGGAUCGGAUCCAGGGACAAGAUUGGACCGCUUCGACGCGCGGAACCUCCCGACUGCGCAUUCGUUUGACCCGCUACUCUCUGUCUCGGAGGAUGGGAAGAUGCUGGUUGUUUCGGAGCCGCCGCAUGGAGGCACGAAGGGAGGGGUCUAUGUAUGUAGGUGCUUAUCCUUGGGGGAAGAGGGGUCUGAACCGUGGCCGUUUGCGCUGAGUAUGUUGGAUGAACCGCUGAUGUCUCUGCGGGUGAGCUGGGAUGAAGGGGGUGGGGAGUAUGUGGUUGAUGCUCAAUCCGAGCGGCGGAGUAUGCAGUGGGAGCUGCGCCUGCGUUCGUCUUGCUUUGGUGCGUGA